Cuscuta europaea is the source of this 564-nucleotide messenger RNA. Lineage: Eukaryota; Viridiplantae; Streptophyta; Magnoliopsida; Solanales; Convolvulaceae. The record is from the annotation of a GenBank genome assembly.
GUCCUCCAUCAAUAAUCAUAAAAAUAAGGAAGCAGAAAGGCUGAAAAACAUGGUCAUGGAUCAAAACAAAAUAUGGGUUGUCAUCGCGGCAUUGUUAUUGGCGAUCUUCGCUGCGGAAUUAUCAUCCGCAGAGAAAUUCCCAAUCAUCGAUUUCGUCAACAAAUGUGACCAAAAUGUGAGUUUUAUAUGUAGGGCAGUUGAACGGACUAUCCUAAAGCCAGGCCAGAAAGUUUCACUCGAAGCCAGUUUCAAAAACUACCCCAAUGCCUAUGAUUGCGAGGGUGAUGACAGUUCUGUAAACUUUCUUGAUUUCAGUGCAUAUAAUGUUACAAGAGACAAAGAACAUCAACACAUCCAUUGGAAGUUUAACAGCGUUGGAGCUUAUCUUAGUUACGAUAAUAUUCACUGGACUUUGGGAAGGGAGUGGGAAUCUGAUUAAUUAUGUGUGGUCUAUCAUCACUUUUUAAUUUCUUACGUUAUAGAUUAUUGUCUGUCGAUGUAAUCCUAUUUCCAUAUAUAGACUUUAAUUAAUAAUGAUCGCUUCAAUUCCUUAGACGAGAACAA